Messenger RNA from Papaver somniferum (opium poppy), 2336 nucleotides. Its product is annotated as calmodulin-binding protein 60 D-like. The coding region runs from base 116 to 2029 and encodes 637 amino acids. Lineage: Eukaryota; Viridiplantae; Streptophyta; Magnoliopsida; Ranunculales; Papaveraceae. Gene Ontology annotation, biological process: regulation of salicylic acid biosynthetic process. Gene Ontology annotation, molecular function: calmodulin binding; sequence-specific DNA binding; DNA-binding transcription factor activity. The transcript has 8 exons. The record is from RefSeq and is a predicted model, not a curated record. Gene Ontology annotation, cellular component: nucleus.
AUAUAUUACUAAUAUAACUGUCAGUCUCACAGAGACGACAACUCUCUAUAUGUUCUUUUGCUUUUUACUCUUUCGUAUCCUUUCGAAAUCCCUAGGGUUUUGAUUUUGGGGAAAAAUGGAUGAUAGACAGAGGAGAUACAUAGAAAGAUCAAACAGUAUGUUGAGAAGAGAAAGUAAUAAUAAACGAGGUUUGGAUGAUUCUGAAGAUGCUCCAUCUCAGCCUGAUACUAAGAAAAGACCUGCUCUUGCUAGUGUGAUUGUGGAAGCUUUAAAGAUGGAUAGUCUUCAGAAACUCUGCUCAUCUUUGGAGCCUAUACUUCGUCGAGUUGUUAGUGAAGAGGUUGAGCGUGCUCUUGCAAAGAUGGGUCCUGCCAGCUUGAAUGGAAGGUCUUCUCCUAAACGAAUUGAAGGUCCUGAUGGGAGGAACUUGCAGUUACAGUUUAGGUCUAGGUUGUCCCUCCCCCUUUUUACUGGUGGGAAAGUGGAAGGAGAGCAAGGUGCUGCAAUCCAUGUUGUGCUGCUUGAUGCAAAUACAGGCCAUGUUGUAACAGUUGGACCUGAAUCCGGCGCGAAGUUGGAUGUUGUAGUGCUUGAAGGAGACUUCAGCAAUGAGGACAACGACAACUGGACCCAAGAGGAAUUUGAAAGCCGCACUGUUAAAGAGCGUGAAGGGAAACGGCCACUUCUGACAGGGGAUUUGUUUCUGACACUGAAAGAAGGUGUAGGAACUCUUGGAGACCUGACAUUUACUGAUAACUCAAGCUGGAUUCGCAGUAGGAAAUUCAGGCUAGGGCUUAAAGUGUCCUCAGGUUACUGCGAGGGCCUUCGUAUUCGUGAGGCAAAAACCGAGGCCUUCACGGUGAAGGAUCACCGAGGAGAAUUAUACAAAAAACACUACCCACCAGCACUAAAUGAUGAUGUUUGGAGACUGGAGAAGAUUGGUAAGGAUGGGUCAUUUCACAAGAGGCUGAAUAAGUCCGGAAUAUACACAGUGGAAGAUUUUCUCCGCCUUGUAGUUAGAGAUUCACCAAGAUUGCGAAGUGUCCUCGGCAGUGGUAUGUCAAAUAAGAUGUGGGAUGUUCUCAUCGAACAUGCGAAGACAUGUGUUUUGAGUGGAAAGCAUUAUGUUUUUUAUGAUGACGCGACAAGGAAUGUUGGUGUUGUUUUCAAUAAUAUCUACGAGCUGAAUGGUCUUAUUGCUGGUGGACAGUAUCGUCCAGCUGAUUCUCUUUCUGAUAGUGAGAAGGUAUAUGUGGAUGCCUUGGUGAAAAGAGCAUAUGAGAAUUGGACGCAAGUUAUAGAAUAUGAUGGCCAGGCCCUUCUAAGUUUUUAUCAAAAUAAAGAACUGUGUGCUGCCUCUGAAUCAGAAGUUCAACAAGAUCAUCAUAAUCAACAAGGGUCUCUUUUGACCUUUCCAGUUUCAGUUCCUCCACCACAACCAUCACCACCUUCAGGCUUGGCCAUUGGUGGACACUUUGACCAUACGCCAAAUGGUUACUUGAUGAAUUCUCAACAGGUAAACUCAAAUGUGCAUACACAGUUUGAUGGCUUUGUUGCACCACAGAACCAGCUCAGUGGUGCUUCCCACCAACCUCAAAUGACAGGACAGGAUAUUAACUUGGUCCCUGGUCAACUACAAUCAUCCAGUUUAGGGUUUCAAACUGUAGGCCCAUCAGUCGUGUCGUCAAAUCUUACUUCUUUCAGCGAAGACUUUUUAACAGCGGAAGACAUCCGAAUGAGAAGUCAUCAAAUACUUGAGAAUGAAGAUGAUAUGCAGCAGUUACUUCGUUUAUACAGUAUGGGCAAUCACAAUUCUGUAAACCCAACUGAUGAUAUUUUCCAUUUCCCAUCAAGCAGUCCUUUCCCACCAUCGAUCAACUAUAAGUAUGACGAGGAUAAUAGCCGUUUGACAAGCAAAUCUGUAGUGGGGUGGCUGAAGAUAAAGGCAGCUUUGAGAUGGGGCUUCUUUAUUAGGAAACAAGCUGCUGAAAGGCGACGGGCUCAGAUCGUCGAGUUAGACGAUGAGUAGAUUUCUUCUGCAGGUGCUGUGUGGGGGUAUAUUAUUUUGUCAGCCCUGAGAUUAGGUUUCAAACUAAAAUCAACAUCUAGGAACUUACUCUAGUUGUGUUCGAGACUUUAUAUAUAUUAUCUGUAUUUAUGCUAUUCGUAGUGUUGAACCAGGAAAACUCUCCUAGUAUUGGUGUACAUUUGUUUGUUGCAUGUACAGUUAGUUUCAUGUCUGGCUCAACAGUACUAUAGGUUGCUUAUGUUAUAUGACGGUUCAUUGUUUAUGAAACAUUUUGGAGAAAAUGUUAAAGGCCGGCUGAUUAUGUGUA